AUGGAUCCAUUGAAGUAUACUAUCCAGAAAGCUAUGCCGACCGGAAAAUUGGCAAAAUGGCAGAUGCUUCUAAGCGAGUUUGACAUUGUGAGUGUUACUCAAAGAACGUAUGAACCGCUCAAAACAUACUUCCGUGACGAAGAUGUAUUGAUCAUAGGAGAAAGCAUUUCUGAGUUAUACCCUGGUUGGAGAUUAUUCUUUGAUAGAACGGAUAAUUAUAAUGGAGCUGGAAUUGGAGCGGCUCUAAUAUCGGAAUCUGGUCAACUUUAUUCAGUGGCGGCUAAACUUCGAUUUCAUUGCACCAAUAAUAUGGCGGAGUACGAAGCUUGCAUUCUUGGCAUAAUAUUCGGGCUUGUUAAUCUACCAGGUUCAAGGGGAAUGAGCCAUGAAAAAUCCAAAGUUGUACCAUAUGUACAACUCGUGCAAAGUUUGUACAAAUGGUUUCGGAAGAUAGAGUUUAUGCACACUCCAAGGUUGCAAAAUGAAUUUGCUGAUUCUCUUUCCACUAUUUCCUCUAUGAUCAAGCAUCUAGAUCAGAAUUACAUUAAUCCUUUGGAGAUAGAUUUAAAUGAACAACCCGCUCAUUGCUCGCACAUCGAAGUAGAACCAGACGGAAAGCCUUGGUAA
Molecule: messenger RNA, 627 nt
Organism: Solanum pennellii
Lineage: Eukaryota; Viridiplantae; Streptophyta; Magnoliopsida; Solanales; Solanaceae
Exons: 3
Coding region: 1-627 (208 amino acids)
Molecular function (GO): nucleic acid binding
Source: RefSeq, a predicted model, not a curated record